This is a messenger RNA of Chelmon rostratus (copperband butterflyfish), 1226 nucleotides long. RefSeq lists its product as uncharacterized. The record is from RefSeq and is a predicted model, not a curated record. The transcript has 7 exons. NCBI's taxonomy places the organism in Eukaryota, Metazoa, Chordata, Actinopteri, Chaetodontiformes, Chaetodontidae. Bases 1 to 939 code for a protein of 312 amino acids.
AUGGCUGGAAGCGCUCACGGUGUGAUGAGGCUGCUGUUGUUGUCUGUGAUCAGAGCAGGUGUAAAAGGAGAAGAUGGUCUGAUAUUUGCUGAAGGGGGCUAUGAUAUUACAUUUCCAUGUGAAGAAGAUUCAGUCUGCUUUCAUAUAUGGCACUUCAGCACAAGUGAAACAAGUGAUUAUGUAGCCAUAGUCAGUAAUGGAGAAAUCCAGACAGUCCAAUCAGAGGAUGACGACUCAAAAUGCACUCUGACAAUCAAAGGUCUCACAGCGGAGGAUGUCGGACAUCAUCGCUGCCAACAAAGGCCAGAUGUCUUCUCUCCUCGCAGUGCCCCUUCUGCCGCCCCAGAGUUAAACCUCAUGCCAGGCAAAACGGUGUCACUGCAGUGUAUUCUCCUCACCUACGUAGAGCGGGGACACUGCAACACGCAGCUACAACAGGUCAGCCUGACGUGGGUGGAUGAAGCCGGCACCGAGAUUCAAGAGGAUGCACAACAUCAGAUAAAACAAGAGUCGUCUUGUGAUGUAACUCUGACUAUCACUUUUCAAAGGCCUGAAAACAGGAAGUUUAGAUGCCAGGCGACUGUGGACGAACAAGUGUGGAUGUCAGUGGAGCUGUGGGUCAGAGCUUCAGCUCUCAAAGGGAGGGGACGAGGGUUCGUCAUAGAGCUGGAACCUGAAAAUAAAGGCGGCAACCGCGACGCUGUUAGCGUGGCUGUGGGGGUGCUGGCAUGUGUGGUUUUGACAGCGCUGGUUGCGGCGUUUGCUGUGAACAGAAGAAGAACAAGAAACCAGCAGCAGGAUGAGUCUUGUUCUGUGACCGGCAUCAACAACGUCACAAAUGCAGACGAUGUGAUCUACGCUGAGGUUGUUCUACCUGUCGGCUCUGACCUGCGGGUCCACGAGCAUGAGUCCACUGAAUACGCCUGUGUCCGAUACUAGUCUGUGCAAAAUAUAAAUGGCUGUAUAUCUGUUCUUUGUUUGUUUGUUUGAGCUGCAACUGUGAUACUAUCAUGCAUGGUAAUACUGUGAAUUGCUCCACACCAAAUACCUGUACUGUAACUGUAGUUGGCACUUGAAGUCAUCGGGAACCUUUUGCUCUUUGACUCGGCCAUUUUGCAUUUUAAAUUUAGACAAAUGUGCCAUGAGUUUGAACAGUCUACCUCAAUACAUUUGACUUAACGUAUUUCUAUCAGAUGUAGAAUCAUACAGAGGGUGAAUUCAUUGAA